CAGACAGUCCGACACCCAUGGUUCGAUCACCCCUCAAUGAAACGCAAGCUCGCCCUCGUCGAAGACGCAGACGACGAUAACAGUCCCGAGCCAGACUCUUAUCAUUAUCCCUACAUCCGCGCAGCUUCGCCACCCAGUACGCCCUCGCGCACAAAACGACAGCGGUGCGCGACGCUCGAACAGGGGUUCGCACAUCUUAACCUCAGCGCAUACAAGUCCCCGUCUUCCGUCCCCGCACACACCAACGCCCACCCCCCUACUCGCUCCCCACCGCUCUCCCCCUAUCUCGCUUCCGCUCACAGCCCCGUCGUUCGGGAAAUACCAUACACUCACCAUGCGCGCUCGCCUUCCGCGAUGGAAGACGACUCAGUCGCGCCAGGUGUCGUUCUGCCCACGCUCGUAGAAGAGCCAACCUCGCCAGAGCUAGAGAUACCCGAGGUCAGGAUGAAAUCAUCCUCUUGGUACGAACCAGAGAAAGACCGCAUAGUCGUUACUGACCUUGAUGGCUCAGACGAUGAAGACGGUCAGGACAGGGGCGCGGAAGCGAGGGGGACGGUCGUUAUAUCGCCAGCUUUGCUUGAUCGUAUUAGGGAGAAUGCAAAAUCGACUGCUUCGCUGAAGGAACUCCCUACUCCUGACCAUGAUCCUAGCAAAGCGCUCGUACUCUUCAAGCCGCUGCCCUUGACGUCAGGAGAGCAGAAAAAAUCUAUUCAAAAAUCCGAAGAAGCACAGUUAUGGGCACCGCCAAACCGUGUCGUCUCGCAGCCUUCCCGUUAUGAGGAUGAUGAUGCCAUGGACGUAGAAUAACGGGGGUACUUACUUAUCUUUAUAUUCAUUAUCCUUAUCAAUUUAUUUUUAUUUCUUGCUCCCGUCCUGCGGUC
Serpula lacrymans var. lacrymans S7.9 is the source of this 881-nucleotide messenger RNA. RefSeq lists its product as uncharacterized. The transcript is spliced from 2 exons. The record is from RefSeq and is a predicted model, not a curated record. Lineage: Eukaryota; Fungi; Basidiomycota; Agaricomycetes; Boletales; Serpulaceae. Bases 37 to 807 code for a protein of 256 amino acids.